Messenger RNA from Rubroshorea leprosula, 1626 nucleotides. The record is from the annotation of a GenBank genome assembly. NCBI's taxonomy places the organism in Eukaryota, Viridiplantae, Streptophyta, Magnoliopsida, Malvales, Dipterocarpaceae.
CUUUGCGUUCUUCAAAAAAUGAUAUGCGAACGAGCUCUUGGACGGGGAUUGUGCAACCUUCUCCGCUCCGGCGAGCUCUGUUCCUCUCUUUCUAUUUAGCUGCCUGGUGGUGGUUGCGAUUCUCUAAUCGGGCUGUGAAUUGUUUCAACCUCUUCCUCUGGUUCCCCAAUGGUCGAUGGUUGAGCGGCAGCGAUCAAAGAUCUGGGGGCGGUUGAAGGAGGUCAGGAAACCCCAACCCCAAAGCACAAACCCUGGUGAGCCGGGAAAGAGGACAGGGAGCAGAAGACUAUGGAACCUUCAUUUAGACUACCAUCUGCACUUCCCCUUCCCUACCAUCACCAUCAUCACAUAAUCCCCUGUCCUGUCCACCACCACCAUCAUCUCAUACCCUGCCGUCACCACCAUUACCACCAUGCCGUCCCUACAAACUCUCAUCUAUGCCCCAGCUUUCUCUUCCCACAUCCUCCUGCGCAAAUCCCCCAACCCGGACCGAAUUUUCCUUUGCAAAAUAAUUUCAACUCAGACCCAUCUGCCGUGUUCGACAAAGCUCAACACUCUUGCAAUCUGAUAUUCCAAGAGCAGGGGGAGUUCGAACAUGCAGACGAGGAGGAAGAAGAAGAGGAACCGGUUUUUGUUCUAACUGAGGAGUGGAGGGAGUUCUUUGCAAAAUCCGAGGCAAAGAGAAAACAAGAGAAGAAACAAGCUAAGAAGAAAUAAGCUAAAUGGUGAGGUUAGAAACAAUUUUGUAGCACAUGAUCUGCUUCCAUGAUAAGUGGAUGCCUUCCUAAAGAUCUCUCACAGAUUUGGCAUAUGUACGUUUAUGAAUCAAUGAUAAUGAGGCUUGUAUUACUUCCCAGCAAAGUGGAAUGUCAUUCUCUAUUCCUAAUCCUAUGAAGAUUUGGUAAACAGUUAGUUUCAAUAGUACAUAUUUUGAGAAAUGUUUAAGUACAACAAUCUUAGCUAAACUUUUAAACAAGAUGAGCUUGUUGAGAAUGAGAAUCCUGCCCACUGCCCUAUUUAAUUACCAAGAGAAUGAGUAAAAUCCAUGUAGUUGAAAUUCUCCCUUUUACACAUUAAUUUCAAUUUCAAAAUGAGUUUCAGUUGUGUCCCUUUGCCAUUGCAUCUAUGAUGCCACUGCAUCUCUUUCAGAUUGUCAAUGCCAAUGAAGCCUCUAUAGACUACUCUCCCUCGUUUAGUCAUCGGCCCUGCAAACAACUCUGCAAUCGUAUCUCCCCUGUGAUUUUUCAUAUCUCUCUUGAUAUCAGGAUAUUUCUUUAUGUGCUUUACAUUGAAGAUCCCUGUGCACAUUCAUUAUUAUUUUACCCCUCCCAUUCACACUGUAAAGCACACCCUUUCUCUUAUCACUUUCCAUACAACAAAAGAUAAGUGUGAGUUUUGGUGUCUGUGGCUGGUUUUAGAAAGUGUCUUUUUAUAGCUUUUGCGUGAGAUUUGUGGGUUAUGAUUAUGAUUUGGUGCCUGUGCGUUGGUUAUUUGAGGCAAUUUGUAUUUGUGCGCAUGAGAUGGUGUUUCAUUUUUCCAUUCAGAAAUUUGUUGUUUGGAUUUGUUUGGUUUAAGACCGUAUGACACUGGAUUUUUUUGGUCUGGAAAUCAAUUUUUAUUUUAUAU